AUGUCUGGCGUCAAGUUAUGGCUCUACGGUGCCCCCGCCAGCGUGGUGGACAUCGAGGAAUUGGAGAACCCGAAGGUCGUCGGCAAAGGUGGCUUCGGCACCGUGUUCCGGGCGCGACAUAGGGCGUGGGGCCACGAUGUGGCGGUCAAGAUCGUGAACUCGGAGGCGAUAUCCAGGGAGGUGAAGGCCAUGGCAAGUCUGCGUAGCCAAUACGUGCUGCACCUAAUGGGAGUCGCCGAGAACCUGGAGUGGGACGGCAUGCCCAGGCCGGCUUUGGUGACUCACUUCAUGGAGAACGGGUCCCUGGCGGGGAUGCUGCAGCCCCAGUGUCCUCAGGCCUGGCCCCUCCGCUGCCGCCUGCUGCAGGAAGUGGUGCUCGGGAUGUGUUACCUGCACAGCCAGAACCCCGUGCUCCUGCACCGGGACCUCAAGCCGUCCAACGUUCUGCUGGACUCAGAUCUGCACGCCAAGCUGGCAGAUUUUGGCCUGUCCACAUUUCAGGGAGGCUCACAGUCAGGGGCAGGGUCCAGGGAACCAGGAGGCACUCUGGCCUACUUGGCCCCAGAACUGUUUAGUAACGUAAACCAGAAGGCCUCCAAAGCCAGCGAUGUCUACAGCUUCGGAAUCCUAAUGUGGACAGUACUAGCAGGAAGAGAAGCUGAAGUGGAGAAGGCCCAGACAUCACUGGUGCGUACCGCCGUAUGUGAGAGGGAGAUCCGGCCACCAACGCCUGACCUGAUCCGAUCCGCGCCUGAGACUCCUGGCUUGAAAGAACUGUCAGAGUUAAUGAAGUGCUGCUGGCUCCAUGAGCCUAAGAAGAGGCCCUCCUUCAAGGAAUGCCAAACAAAAACCUGUGAAGCCUUCUCUCUGGUGGAGGACAAGAUAGAUGCCGCUGUCUCCAUGGUAAAGAAGUUUCUCUCUGAGCACAGGAGCAGCAACAGGAGAUUGUCUACCCCAGAGUCAAGCCAAAGAGGAACAGAAGUGGAUGGUUUUUGGGGAAUAACAAGAAGCCGGUGCUCUUUCAAUGAUCCCAUGCUUCAUGAGCAGCUAAAAAACCUGACUCUGAAGGAGUCCCCCAGCUCUGUCCCUGAAAAAUGCCCAAGUCGGAGCAGGGCACAGGAGGAGCAGGUUCAGCAUGCCAGGACAGCAGGGAUAGCUUCAGAUUCAGUGGCCCAACCUCCCCAAACUCCAGAGACCUCAACUUUCAGAAACCAGAUGCCCAGCUCCACUUUGACCGGGACGCCAGGUUAUGGACCCCAAGGGAAUCCGGAGGCUGAGGGACAUGGCACGAACUGGUCCUCCUGGGGCCCAGAACCAAAUCCAAACGCAGGGCCACCAUCUCUUACCAUAUGGAACUGCUAUGGAGUGCAGAUUGGAAGCAACAACUACUUGACUGGCUUUCCCAUGCAGGGUCCGGCACCCUCAGGCAUGGGUAGAGGCUGGCAGCAUCCCCACCAGUAGAUUCAAAAGAAGGCUGCAAAGAACCUGAAGCCUGGAGUGGGCCACAGGGCCAGUAUAAUUAUAGUGGGAAUUAAGUCAUUUCUAAGCUGCCUCCAGGGGUUGAGGAAGAGCACCAGCCCUUGUGACCCCUGACUUCCUUCGAGGGCAGUCCAGCCUGUGCCCAGACUGACUUUGUGAUCUGCCCCCCAGGAGUCAAUAAAUGUGAUGGAAUGCAA
Messenger RNA from Carlito syrichta (Philippine tarsier), 1676 nucleotides. RefSeq names its product receptor interacting serine/threonine kinase 3 (gene RIPK3). Bases 1 to 1461 code for a protein of 486 amino acids. The record is from RefSeq and is a predicted model, not a curated record. Lineage: Eukaryota; Metazoa; Chordata; Mammalia; Primates; Tarsiidae. Gene Ontology annotation, biological process: protein phosphorylation. Gene Ontology annotation, molecular function: JUN kinase kinase kinase activity; ATP binding. The transcript is spliced from 10 exons.